Molecule: messenger RNA, 3371 nt
Organism: Centruroides sculpturatus (bark scorpion)
Lineage: Eukaryota; Metazoa; Arthropoda; Arachnida; Scorpiones; Buthidae
Gene: Fas1
Product: fasciclin-1-like
Exons: 13
Coding region: 77-2020 (647 amino acids)
Source: RefSeq, a predicted model, not a curated record
UUGACUGCAGCUAGUCCCAUUCUCGUUGCGCCAUAGUGUACGGUGUUGAGAAGGGAGUGUGUGUGGUGUUAGGACCAUGUGGUCACUUCUUGUAUUGUGUCUUGUGGCCGGAACGAAUUGUUUGGCCGAAACUGUAUACGAAGCGCUUCAAAACAACCAGGAUUUCUCUAAGUUUUUCGAAUUGGUAAAUAAAGAUAAAGUGCUUCCAGAAAUGCUACAAAAGAAAACUGCAACGGUUUUUGCACCCACUUCUUCAGCAAUAGAAGCUGCGAAAUGGAUAACGAAGGAUGAAGAUAAAAUUGCUGCUUAUCACGUGGCUAUAACGUUAGCAAUGAAGAGUAGCUUUCCCACUCAUUUGUCAUCUUAUUCGAGUGGUGCACCACCAUUACAGCUGACUAUAUACGAAAAUGAAGACACAGGAAAAACGGAAUAUUUUGUCAACAAUGCUAAAAUCAUAAGAGAAAAUACGUACUUCACAGAAGAAGGAAUGAAACAACUACUCUACGUUAUCGAUGACAUUAUGGAGCUGUACAUUCCGAAAAAUAAUUUACCACCGACGGCAUUAAGUCUCCUAAAACAACCUAAAAUAUACGACAUCAGUAAAACAUUUGAGGUGUUUGUUUCACGUACGAGAUCAGUAAAUGAAGAAGAAUUGUUUCAGCGAGUUGGUCAACAUACUUAUUUUCUGCCUCAAGGUCGUGCCAAAGAACAGAAUUACGACAUACAACAAGAAAUUGAUAAAUGGGUGAUUCGUGGUCAUGUUAUCCCCAAUCACGUUCUCUUCACUAGAACCAUGGGGCGAAAAGCUUAUCGAUCGGAAGCAUACGAAGAUAAUUUAAAAGUGAAAUUAUCUUUAAUAAACAGAACAAAUGAAAACGACGACGACGGAUAUAGUCUAUACAUUCAGAGCAAUACCAUCCAAAGCGAUUAUACUCAUAGGAAAGGUGUAGUUUACUCCAAGAUACUUCACGCUAACAUUCCUGUUGCUAACGGUGUAGUUCAUAUUAUUGAGGUCCCUUUAAUGAUAAUCGAAAAAACCAUUUGGCAAAUUUUGGAAGAAGAAAAGAAUAACAGACUAUCGAAAUUCUAUAAUUUAAUAAAGGAUCAACCGGAAUUUAUUGCCAAAUUACAAAGCAGUUUACCUGUUAAGACUUUAUUCAUACCUAGUAACGAUGCCAUCAGCAGCAUCAGUGAUGAAAAGUUCGCCAUGUUGAAAGAGAACGACACAGAAUUUUCUCUUCUUUUAGGUUUGCAUUUAGUAUUUAAAUCUAUAUCUACGGAAGAAGUUUUGACCAAACAGAUAGUGGAAGAGCGCAGUUUUGAUAAUCGGAGAGGAUUAUAUUUUCGUGUUGUUGGAGAUAAAAAUAAAAAUAGAUUUUACACAGAUGUGACUCUCACUGUUGAGGGUGGAGGAGUUAACGCUACUGUCAUCGAAGCGGAUAUCGGAGCCACAAAUGGGAUGGUUCACAUCAUAAAUAGGGUCCUGGGUAUGCCUUCUAUGACCGUUUACGAAAAAUUGGAAUCUGAUCCGGAUCUCAGAACAACAUUUAAUAUAAGCCACCUCGAUGAUUGGAACUGGCAAUUAAUGGAUAAAACUAAGCAAUAUACUUUCUUCUGCCCCGCUGAAGAAGCAUGGAAAUUUAUGUCUAUAGAAAUGCCGACUUCUUACAAACAAAUGAGAAUGACGGAAUUUCCACAUCACGUCCAUAAAAUACUCGAUCGCCAUUUGAUGAUAGGAGAAGAAUUAUCUACGCAAGAACUUGUGAAUCGUGGAGAAAUUCAAAUGAUUCAUGGAAUUUUUAAAGUCGAACAGCAGAGUGUUAAUGUCACUACCGUCGAGUGGGAAGGAAAGAAGUCUCGCAUCAUUAAAGCUAAUGUCCAAGCGACUAAUGGUGUGAUCCAUGUGAUCGAUCGAGUAAUGAUGAAACCACGUGAUUUAAAGAAAGGAGGCGCGUACAUUAUUGCAGCUAGUCAUGUGUUAAUUAAUAUAUGUCUACUGACUGCAUAUAUGUUGUUUUAGACGAUCAACACUGCCGUGUACCACAAAGACCAAUGCUAAAAGCUGAUUACCCGGUGUCCCUCAACCUGAUCACGUCAAGUAAGGGGACACUGGUACUCCUAGCAGCCGGAGCCAAAAAAAAAAAAUCCCAAAAAAUAUGGCUCUGCUAAAGGACUACAGAUCCUAGAAUGUGUACAUAUUACCUCACAGUAAUCGACCAUAGUUGCUCCUGUCACUGUAGAAACAGCUUGACAACUGUCAACGAUGGUGGCUCCCCAAAAUUCAGAUUCGAUACUUGCCGCCAUCUUGUAUUGUGUGCUUCAUGGCGUGUCGUAAAUUUAAUCUCUUUGACCCACUUCAUGCUGUUCCUAUACGUUGUUUCUAUUAUGUUCUGUUCAUUCUUCGAUAAUAAAAAAAAGUUAAAAAAAAAAUAAUGUGAUGCCCUUACCGUGAAACUUGGGCAAAAUGUACGUAUUAUUAUUAAUUUGUAUUUAAAAAAACAAAUCAGUGAGAUUAUUAUGAAGAGACGACAGCAUUGUUGCUUCGAUAUCGAUGUUGCCAUUUUAGAUUAGGAGAUAUCUGUACGACAAAAGCCACACACACACACAAUAGUCAACAAGUAUGUAGUUAGACUUUGAACCACAAAACAGUAGGCUUCAGAAUUUAGUUUAAAAGCAUCAAAUAAUCACCAUCCAUGAGUGUGUUUCUUACGUUUUAUGAAUGUUAAAAAGGGUUUUAUGGGGAAAAAUUGUUUUAUCUUCACAGAUAUCUCCACAUUUUUUCUUGGAAGUUUAUCUUUUUGAUCAUUCUACUGGCAUUUACAUUAUUCUGAAAGCUCGUAUAGUGUCGUGAUAAAAGAAAAAAGCACGUUUCAAUCGAAUCAUUUUGGCUAUUAAAAGAAAAUAUAAAAAAAUAAAUAAAUAAAUAAAAAGAUUGUCGUAAUAUAAUCGAUAAUGUUUCUUCAGCUAUCUGCAUGAUCUGGACCACACACGUUUACACCUUUCACCUGGCAGUAUCCAAUUUAUCAUUUAUGUUCGUCAAUUCCCAAAACAACGAUAUCAAAAUUUUUUGUAGAUAUUUCAAAUGUAUUUAGAGUAUUUUUUUCUGGGUUUAAUAAUUAUGUAAAUAUUCUUUCAAGACUUGUUUGUGUUCCAGAGGUGCGAUACUCACGCAGAAAAGCGCGUUACUCGCCCAUAAUAUGAGGCCUUAUAAUUCCUCAUUUUGCUUCCCGAGUACCAGUUCUGGCAUUUCCCACCAUAUAAAUUUUUGUUCUUCAAUUAAAUGUGUGUUCUAUGAGUUGUCUGGUACUCAAAUUAGCUGACUAAAUUUGUAAUAUUCUGAAAGUCAAAAUAAAAAAAGCACUUUGUGCGUA